UAAUAAGUAUCUGAAACAUUAGUAUGCUAUGUUGAUUUCUGUCCAGCUGUUGCGGGCGAACUUUCGCUUAUUUAAUUAGUUUUUCCGAGUAACACCCGCAAGCGAAGUCUUUUACGACAUCCCGCUCGGAAAGCAGGAGUGAUCGUUAUGACACGUGACUGUCGAAAACUGGUCUGAGGAUAACAUGGCGGUAAAAGGAGAUGGCUGCUCGCAGUCUGUCUCGAAUGCAGAAAAGUGCAGACUUUGGAGACAGCGGAAGAAGUCUGACCCUGUACAUCGUCAACAGGAAACUGAGAGGAAAAGAAUGCAUAGAAGAGAAAGGACGACUGCACAAAUUGAAAGGGACAGAGAGACAGCCCGAGUUCGAAUGCAGCGACAUAGAACAGCAUGCAAGGAUUCAGCUGCUUCCAUCAAGAAAAUCACCUCACAGCCUGUCUUGACGAGACAUCAAAAGGAAGCGAGGCGUGUGAGGUGGAAAAAACAAAAACAACAGUACAGAAGUAAACUUGGUCCUCAAAAAAAAAGAUGAAUAAGGGAACGGGAUACGUUGGC
Messenger RNA from Mizuhopecten yessoensis (Yesso scallop), 552 nucleotides. RefSeq lists its product as uncharacterized. Lineage: Eukaryota; Metazoa; Mollusca; Bivalvia; Pectinida; Pectinidae. The record is from RefSeq and is a predicted model, not a curated record. Bases 185 to 529 code for a protein of 114 amino acids. The transcript is spliced from 4 exons.